CGAUAGUAACACUAUUAUCAUUGGUUCAACUAAAUUUUUUUUAGCAAUUAUACGUGUAUUUUAUUUUACACGAGUCGAGUUUUAUUAUACAUGCACGCACGUUCGUGAACGAUGCCAUCAUGUGUAUGAACAUACCAGUUAAAAGAUCAGGGUCGAUCGCAAGUGUGUCAAAUGUGCAGUAAUACACUUUGAAAAAAUUGUUGACGAACAGUGGAGAGGUAUUUCAAUUUUAGAAUUAUGGAUUUCGAGUACAAUCCUAUAUGGUUAUCUCAGUAUGCAAGGUUUUGUAAUUGUAGUUUACAAAGUAGCUGUCGUUGCGGAGAAAGUAACGUACAUGAAUGGACAUGGGACAAAGAAAAUGCUGCAUACACUAUUAUUUUGUCAGAAAAUAAUCUAGAAGUUAAGUUUCACAAUGGAUACAGUUAUGGUACAGCAGCUGUGAGAGGUACAAAAGUGCUAGAGAAAGGAAGGCAUCAUUAUUGGGAAGUUAAAAUGCUUACUUCUAUCUACGGGACAGACAUUAUGGUGGGUGUUGGAACCAACAAAGUGGAUUUGAAUAGUACAAAGCAUGUCUUUUGUUCCUUUCUUGGGCUUGAUCAAGAGUCUUUUGGAUUUUCUUAUCGAGGGUAUAUACAACAUGCUGGUGAAAAACGUAGUUAUGGUCCUUGUUUUGGGCAAGGUAGCUUAGUAGGGAUAUAUUUGGAUACAUGGAGAGGGACGUUAGAGUUUUUUCUUAACAGGAAACCGCUAGGUAUUGCUUUCACUGGAUUGAGAGAUUUAGUGCUGUACCCUAUGGUGUGUUCCACAGCUGCACAGAGCAAAAUAAGAUUGACUUAUAGCUGUUCUGUGCCAGUUUCUUUACAAGUAACUUGUUUGUCAGUCUUGAAAUCAUCACACAGAGCAUAUUUAUCAACCAUGUUUCCUGGAUUACGGUAUCUUACUCAGAGCAUUUUUGCAGAUAUACUAAAAACUCAUUCGAACAGUGACGAUGAGAGUGAAAAAGAUGAACUUAAAUUUCUAACAGAUUACAUGAUUUUAGACGACUUUGAUUUCGCACUAGUGGGCAUGAGCAGAAAGAAAAAGAAAAAAUCUAGACGCGAUGAUUGUCCUACAUCUACGUAAUAUAAUAAAGUUGUAAAAUAAGUUAUAAAAUUUUUUAUUUAUAGACAAAAAUAAUUAUUGU
Messenger RNA from Frieseomelitta varia, 1183 nucleotides. Its product is annotated as SPRY domain-containing SOCS box protein 3-like. The transcript has 5 exons. Gene Ontology annotation, biological process: proteasome-mediated ubiquitin-dependent protein catabolic process. Gene Ontology annotation, molecular function: protein binding. Gene Ontology annotation, cellular component: SCF ubiquitin ligase complex. The record is from RefSeq and is a predicted model, not a curated record. Lineage: Eukaryota; Metazoa; Arthropoda; Insecta; Hymenoptera; Apidae. Bases 238 to 1122 code for a protein of 294 amino acids.